Mytilus californianus (California mussel) is the source of this 3940-nucleotide messenger RNA. Its product is annotated as zinc finger protein 474-like. The transcript has 7 exons. The coding region runs from base 295 to 2370 and encodes 691 amino acids. NCBI's taxonomy places the organism in Eukaryota, Metazoa, Mollusca, Bivalvia, Mytilida, Mytilidae. The record is from RefSeq and is a predicted model, not a curated record.
CUGUUUCAGGUUAUCUGAGGGUCCAUUUGAGAGAACCGUAAAUCCACUUCCCCUGAGAAGAAACAAUCAUUUAAAACACACCGAUGCUUAUUAACUAUUAUACAAAAUUCUAAGUUUUGUUACCAUGAAACAAGUUUCAAAUUUAUUUAUCAUUAAUCUUAGCACCCAAUUUGAAAUUUGUGAUAUUUUACCCAACAUGAAGUACCUGUGGUUACUAAGGAAAGUUGUUUACAAGAUGUCAAGGAAAGUUUGUUACAGGGAAACGUUUCCAUUAAUUUAAAUGUACGAGAAGGGAUGCCUGGAAUUCCUGGAAGAAAGACUGUGGUAUGUUAUAUUUGUGGCAGAGAAUUUGGAUCACAGUCACUAUCAAUCCAUGAGCCACAGUGUUUGAAAAAAUGGAGGUAUGAAAAUGACAAGAUACCCAAACUUCAACGAAGGAAAACUCCAACAAAACCUGAGAUAUUACCUGAAAUAAAUGGGAAGGGUAAUAAUGAAAGGUUUAAUGAAGCCGCCUGGCAGAGCGCACAAUCUCAGUUGCUGCCUUGUCCAAAUUGUGGCAGAAAAUUUAACCCAGACAGACUGCCUGUACAUCAAAGAAGCUGUAAAGCAGAUAAAAAGAAAAAUCAGAACUCUGGAAGGGAGGAACUUCGCCCUAAAACAGCAGUUUUAAAUGCUCCAAAAUUUAUUGAUAAAAAUAAUACAGUUGACUUAGAAAAACAAAGUACAAGGAGAGAAGUCGACAUGAAAAGGAAUUCAAUCUCAAGAAACACAGGUGGUUCAGGUUCAAGACCCUCACCAAAUUUAUCUGCACCUGGAAUUGAAAGAGAGGGUACAUAUACAUCACCAAAUAAAACUUUGCCAAAAGCAAAGGUACCACCUGGCCCAAAUUUUGUCUUAUGCUAUAUUUGUGGAAGAAAGUUUGGCACAGCUUCUAUUUCAUUUCAUGAGCCGCAAUGUUUAGAAAAAUGGAAAAAAGAAAAUGAAUUAUUACCAAAAGCCCAGAGAAGAAAGUUACCAGUAAAACCAGAGGUUGUUUCUAGCAAUGGAAGUUACGAUUUGGAUGCUAUGAAUGUAGCUGCAUGGCAGAGUGCACAGUCUCAGUUGAUACCAUGUGACCGUUGUGGUAGGACAUUUGCUUCAGAUAGACUGUCUGUACAUCAACGAUCAUGUAAAGCCACAGGUGGUGUAAAGAAAGGCCCUGGUGGUUCUUCAACAAUCACUUCUAGCCAGAAUCCUCAAAGUAGGGAAAGUAAUAAAGAAUUAAGCACAAAAAAGAAUGUGGCCCCUGAGAAGCCAACUUUUGUUUUAUGUUACAUUUGUGGACAAAAGUAUGGUUCAAAAUCUUUAUCAAUUCAUGAACCUCAAUGUUUAGAAAAAUGGAAAAUAGAAAAUGAAAAAUUGCCCAAAGGUCAAAGACGCACUUUACCUAAAAAGCCAGAGGUAUUGCAGUCUGGUGGAAAGUUAGAUGUGAAUGCAUUAAAUGAAGCAGCAUGGACAAGUAGUCAAGCUCAACUCUUGGCAUGUGAAAACUGCGGUCGGACAUUUGCUCCUGACCGUCUUCCUGUUCAUCAGAAGUCUUGCAAGCCAAAAAUAGGUCAAGCUGCAAGCACAGAUAAUAACGCCCCUAGAAAUAAUUUGAAUAACACACCAACCGAAUCAAAGACAGUAACAGCGAUGCAGGGACCUAAAACAGUAGUUUGCUAUAUAUGUGGAAGGGAAUUUGGAACAAAAUCCCUUCCUAUUCAUGAGCCACAGUGCUUAGAAAAAUGGAAAAUAGAAAAUAAUAGAUUGCCAAAGGAAAGAAGACGGCCAUUGCCAAAAAAACCAGACUUUGGAAAAACAGUUACAAGAGAACAGAUGAAUGAGCUAGCAUCAGAAAAUGCAAAAUCCCAGUUGAUACCAUGUCCAAACUGCAGUCGUACCUUUGCUCCUGAUCGUUUGGAUAUUCACCUGAAGGCCUGCAAAAGUAAGACAGGUAAAGGAGGUGGAAAAACAACAGAGUUAAAAAGAAGUGAUCCUUCACAUUCCACUAAAACACCUGUGAUAAGAAGACCACCAACAGUUGUUUGUUAUUUAUGUGGUCGUGAAUUUGGUUCCAAGUCCAUAAGUAUUCAUGAACCCCAGUGUCUAGAAAAGUGGAAAAUAGAGAACAAUAAACUACCAAAGAACCAACAAAGACCAGCGCCUAGAAAACCUGAGAUUCGACACGUAGGAGGGAAAGGGUCAUAUGAUGUAGAUGCAUUUAAUCAGGCUGCAUAUGAGAGUGCUCAGUCUCAGCUGUUACCAUGUGAGAAUUGUGGUCGUACAUUUAAUCCAGAUAGACUUCCUGUGCAUCAAAGAAGCUGUAAACCAAAACCAAAGCCAGAAUGAAAGAGAAAAGGUUUGAAGAACUGUAAUGAAGUAUAUAAUUGGUUAUAUGAAAACAGAGAAUUGCCAGUUAAAAUCAGUACUAGUACACAACUUACGUUAGAUCUGUUAAGCAUUUAUAAAACACUCAAUAUUAGGCAGAUUGUAUCAAAACAAGCCUCAGUUGUCUUCUCCUUGAAAACCUGGAUGUUGAAAUCCAAGUAUUCGGAGUAGAAUUAUCAUGAACUUUCCAACCUUAGUUAUUAGAUUUUCCUUAAAUACCGUAUAUAUAUAUAUAUAAACAAGUCUAAAUUGAAAACAACGUUCAAACCUAUGAUUGCGUUGGAUAAAAACCGCAAUUUUUAUACGUGUGCAUGCAAAACAAAUUUCUUGGUAGAGGGGUCUAAAUACAGCACAAACAACAUUUUCCAAAAGACCAAAAAAGUGAAAAAGUAUAUUUUAACAAAACGCAUUUGACUAGCAGGUCGAACAACUGAUGUUCUUAAACCCUGCUGACUGCCAUUGGCGAUUGCCAAAUAAACGGAUCACCAGAUGUAAAAAUGGAUCUUAUUAUUAAUUUAUUACUAAACAGAAAACAAUAAGCUUGCGGAAAAGAUGGUAUACCGCAAACAUGAGGUGCAAAAAUUUGUACACCAUAUAUAUAUAUAUAUAUAUAUUUUAUUGAUUGAUUUUCCUUUUAGAAGGUUAAGCAUUUCCUAUAGUUCUGAUUGUGAUUGAUAAUAUUUAAGGAGUUAGUGCGGUAACUUUCCCAUUUGGCCAUGUAUAUUCAGUCCAUUAAUUCAAGAUGAGGAAUCUUUCAAGUUUCAAGUUGAUGCAGAAACAAGUGAGAUAGUUAAAUAGAACGAUUUUGUGGCGCUUUUCUGAUUAAAAUAGACCAAAAAUAGAGAUUUUGGUGAAAGGUGUAACCAUCAUCUGUGUUCGGCAAACUAAAUAUUUAAGUCGAUAGGUAAAUUAUUAUAAAAAAAAGCAUAAUGUUAAAAUGUCUUUUUUAUGAUUCAUGCUAUUUUUGUUUUAUGUCCUAAAGCCAAUGGAAAUAGACCGGUUUUCAUUGAACUAAGUGGAAAAAACGCUAUACGUGAAUUUAAAGAAAAAAAACAUUUUUCCUAUCUAUUCAUUGUUUUAACUUUGAUACAUGGUGAAAAUGGUUAUAAAAACCCUAUUUGAAAUUGAAGUUAGACAUAUUUGCCAUAUAUGGGACGUUAUCGUACCCUUCUAUUGCUUGUAAUAUGACUUUCAAGAUUUCGAAAUACCAAAAAAAUAUCCUAUGUUUGUUGUUGUUGAACAAUUUAUAAGAUGUUCAGGAUUUCAGAUGGAUGAUACUAUUCUCCAAAAAUGGUAUUCUCCAAAGUAUUCACUGAUUAUUAUAUUCUAUUUUAAUUUUUGUUGUUGCAUUUUAAGAUUAUAUUCUAUCUAUUAUAUGUAUACUGAACUGGUAUUUAUUAUUAACCGAAGCCUUCCGUACAAUGAAAUUUGAAUAUUAUUUAGACUCUGUUUACAUAUAAUUACGUUUUUUGUAUAUAUCUAAAUUUUUAAAGUCUAUGCUAAAGUUAUGCAAUAAAAUUAUAUACAUGUU